GAGAGCGGAGGAGAGGGGAAGAGAGAGGGGAAAGCGCCGAUGGAAAAGUGUCCAGGGCUCGGUUAACGAGAGAAUAGGAUACCGGCCCGUUGCAGCUUGUCCUGAUGAAGGAUUCACCGAAAGGGGCACUUUGAGAUAUGAUGAGGUUUAUUUCUGGUCGGCGAUAGUACUAUGAUUUGGUAUGUGGCCACUUUGAUAGCAAGUGUAUUCAGCACCCGAGGAACGGCCGCUCAAGGUGCCCACGGAGUGCGAGAGGAGCCUCAGUUUGUGACAUCUCGAGCAGGAGAGAACGUCAUCCUGGGAUGCGACGUGUCCCACCCCCUGAACGGCCAGCCCUACGUGGUGGAGUGGUUCAAGUAUGGAAUGCCCAUCCCCUUCUUCAUCAACUUUCGCUUCUACCCUCCUCAUGUGGACCCGGAGUACGCAGGCCGGGCCAGUCUGCACGGCAAGUCCUCCCUGCGGAUAGACAACGUGCGCUCAGACGACCAGGGCUGGUACGAGUGUAAGGUGCUGAUGCUGGAGCAGCAGUAUGACACCUUCCACAAUGGCAGCUGGGUGCAUCUAACCGUCAACGCUCCCCCCACGUUCUCAGAUACACCACCUCAGUACGUCGAGGCCAAGGAGGGGGGAAGCAUCACUUUGACCUGCACAGCCUACGGAAACCCCAAACCCUCGGUCAGCUGGCUGCGUGAAGGCAGCCUCAUGGUCAGCAGUGCCAAGUAUAAGGUGUCUGAUGGGAGUCUGACGGUGCUAUCCAUCACAAGGGAGGAUCGGGGGGCCUACAUGUGUCGAGCCUUCAGCCCACAGGGAGAGGCUAUUCACACCACACGGCUCCUAGUACAAGGCCCUCCGUUCAUCGUUUCACCACCAGAGAACAUCACAGUGAACAUUUCGCAGGACGCCUUCUUCACCUGCCAGGCGGAGGCCUACCCUCGAAACCUGACCUACACCUGGUUCUGGGAGGAGGACAACGUCUUCUUCAAGAACGACCUGAAGCGCAGAGUCAGUAUUCUUAUUGAUGGCUCCCUCAUCAUCGCCCAAGUCAAGCCAGAGGAUGCUGGGAAAUACACCUGUGCUCCGAGCAACAGCCUGGGCCGACCACCGACUGCCUCUGCCUACCUAACAGUGCAAUAUCCUGCCCGUGUGGUAAACAUGCCAUCCGUCAUCUACGUGGCCAUCGGUCUGCCCGGCUUCAUCCGCUGUCCUGUAGAUGCAAAUCCCCCACUCACUCUGGUGAAGUGGAAGAAAGAUGGCCUCCCUCUCCGGAUAGACAAGUACCCUGGUUGGAGCCAAAUGGAGGAUGGGAGCAUCCGUGUGGCAGAGGUGACGGAGGACUCUCUCGGCACCUAUACCUGCAUGCCUUACAACGCCCUGGGUUCAAUGGGAUGGUCCCCUCCUGCUCCCCUGGUGCUAAAGGACCCUCCCAAAUUCUCAGUGGUUCCUGGAGGGGAGUACAGACAGGAGGCUGGGAGAGAGCUGGUCAUCCCCUGUGAGGCGGAGGGAGACCCCUUCCCCAACAUCACAUGGAGGAAGGUAGGGAAGCCAAGUAAAAGCAAGCACAAUGUUCUGCCUCGAGGCAGCUUACAGUUCAAGUCACUCACAAAGGAGGACCACGGGGAGUGGGAGUGUGUCGCCACCAACGUUGCCACGAGCAUCACUGCCAGCACGCACGUCCAAGUCAUAGGCACAAGCCCCCACGCCCCCACCAGCGUCCAUGUGGUGGCGUCCUCUACCUGGGCCAAUGUGUCCUGGGAGGCGGGCUAUGACGGAGGCUUCCAGCAGACAUUCUCAGUCUGGUACGGCCAUGUGCUGAAGAGGGAGCGUUUAGGUCCACAUGACUGGCUCUCCGUACCAGUGCCUGGAGGCCACGACUGGAUGGCGGUGCCUGGCUUGGAGCCAGAGACAACGUACCAGUUCAGCGUCCUGGCCGCAAACAAGCUUGGCACAGGCCCCUUCAGCGAGGUUGUCACUGUGAACACUCUAGUAUUUCCUAUAAGUACCCCUGAACCAUUGGUGCUGCUUACCCCACCACGGUGCCUCACAGCCAAUCGCACGCAGCAGGGAGUCCUGCUCACCUGGAUCCCACCUGCCAAUCACACAGCACCUAUCCAGCAUUAUGUCAUGGAGUUCCGCCUAGGGGAGCGAUGGGAGGUCUUGGACGAUGGCAUUCCUGCCGGGGAGACGGAGCUGCUCGCCCGGGACCUGCUCCAGGAGGCGUGGUACGAGUUCCGUGUCAUGGCAAUCAUGGACGACACAAUCAGCGAAGCCAGUAAUGUAGUCGGAGUAUCCAGCACAGACUUCUUCCCUCCUCCAGAGAUGGUGGAGGAACGUGGACUGGCGCGUCCCGUGGUGGCCGGCAUCGUGGCCACCAUCUGCUUCCUGGCAGCAGCCGUUCUGUUCAGCACGAUGGCCGCCUGCUUCGUCAACAAGCAGCGCCGACGGAAACUGAAGAGGAAACGAGAUCCUCCCCUCUCCAUAACCCACUGCAGAAAAAGCGUGGAAACUCCGAGUCCAAUUAGCCUCAUUCCCAAUGUCGAGCCCUACUGGGAGGGGCUGGACGAAAGCAGGUACACAUCCCAACCUUCCAGUCCUCAGUCAUCUUCAGGAAAGGUGAGCCCGGAGAGCAUUCGAUCGAAGGCAUCCCCAUCAGACACUUCUGAAGAUAGUCAUGACCAGCGUGGAAAGAAACCACCCCCAAGUCCAGGGAAGAAGGAGGAAAUGUCUUUAUACAUGAAGACAAAAAGAGCAAUAACAAGCAAGAAGUAUGGUAUCUCUAAACAUGAAGCUGAAGCAACAACACCCAUUGAACUCAUUAGCCGAGGCCCAGACGGACGGUUUGUCAUAGAUCCCGCUGAUGUAGAAAUGUCUGUUAAGCCCAGGCGAAUUGAAGGCUUCCCUUUCGUGGAAGAGUCAGACCUCUACCCUGAAUUCCGGCAGUCAGACGAAGAGAACGAUGACCCCAGGCCCCUGCCUCCAGUUAUGCCCCCCCUUCGGCCUCACCAGAUAUCCCCCAUCUCCAGUCAGGAAUCUUACAUGCAACCUCCAGCCUACAGCCCUCGGUUCCAGAGGCCCUUCGAAGGUAUGACCAUCAUGGAGAGCAGUCGGCUCCAAGCCACAGGGCAGAUCCGAGGCUCUCUCCACCACAGGGCUUUCUAUGGAUAUCUAGGCCACCCUGGGGAUCAUGAUCCUCCACCUCCUUUUUACAUGCCUGAUACCAGCCCUCUUAGUUCUGUCAUGUCCUCCCCUCCAUACCUUGCUGAAGGUCCUUUUGGUCACCCAAUGAUUCCCGAAGAAAUGGGGGAGGGUGAAUUCCCACAUUAUGCUGUCUCUGGUUUCCCACUUCCUCUGACUCUCACCUCUUCCUCUCGUUCACCGGAGAUUUGGCAGGGACUGGAUUUUACCUUUGCAAGUCUGGAGGGGCCCCAAUUCAUUUUUCCACCACAUCGCCCUCUACAUCUCCGCCACGAGUCUCCUUAUCCUCCUCCACCUCAUGUUCUUCCCCUCAGUGCUUUUCAACCCUCAAACCUUCCAAUGCCUACGUACCCAGCUGCCCUACCACUGGAGGCCCCAAAGAGCCACUCAAGCAAAUCCCCCAGCAAGGCCAAGCCUCGUGGCUCCCCAGCCAAGCAUUUUACUAUGCAAGAGGCACAUUUAGGGCAGCUAAGACACACAAGCCACGGUAUGGGUGUGCCGGUUUUGCCUUACACCGAUCCAAUGGCCCACAUUGUCCCUAGCACAUUCAGUAGCCUGGACACCCGAUGGUUUGAAACUGGCCCUCGUUUCAGUCCUAGGCAGGCUCGUAGGAUGGAUACAAGCUUGCAUCAGGUGGUUCUCCAGCCCUCUCGACUCUCACCCCUUACCCAAAGCCCACUUAGUUCUCAUGAGGGUUCCCCAGAGAUUGUAGUGCGUCCCAGGCCACGUCCAAGUAUUGUCCAUCCUCCCAUACCCCCAGCGAUGUCUGAGAUUACCCUCCUCCCUCCUUCCACAGCCAGCUUCUCAAGGAGAUCUUCCCCCUCCUCCUCACCUGCUCAAGGCCAGGGUAGCAGGAGGGCCAGUCCCAGCUACCGAUCCCACAUGGCCUUUGCCACCUCUGCAACCAGCUACCCAGCUUCCCUGUCCCCAUCACCCCCCAUGGAAAGCAGCAACAUGUUUGGGCAGAUGCCAUCUCAGAGGAGGACUGAGGAGGGGACCCUUCCAUCAGAGCCCUCUCCACCCCAGUUGUCAGCUUCAGGAAAACGUCGAGGUGCGCCGAUUGCCCUUUCGGGGUCUGAGAGGAUUGAUGCACUGAGAUACCAACGUAUUAAAAAGGCCAAGAAGAUGAUGAUGAACAACAAUAACUCCAAGACCAGAAAGAAAGCAGGUGUCUCCACCUCUCAGACCCAGCAGGCCUACACCUCUCAGGUACUCCAGCCCGAAGAAGCUCUCUACCUCCGCAAGAAGAAGAAACGGCCCAUCCUCCACGACCCAUACACUCGCUUCUCUGCUCUGCUGUAUCGACGCCCACCCCGCGAGGACCAGAAGGCUAUUUUGGCCAGCAUGGACAACAUAGACCUGGACCAUGCCACUCUCCUUUAAAAAACCCUAGAGGACAAGGUCACCACCAUACAACACAAACCCCAUAUGAAAAAAAAAAAAAACGGCACUAGCUACACUCCAGAUUUUAAAACAAACACUUUAAAUGAUUCUGAACUAUUGAUUAAAGGGAGUAGCGCUGUAUUUGAGCAUUCAGAAUUGGUUUACUGGUCAGUUCAAUCUGCACGAGAAAGCAUUCUGCCAUGACAUCAACCUAAUCUGUGAAAACAAGAAUCAGAAACCAGAUCAAGAACCCACCAGACUGAUCUACAGUCACCAAACUUAAGAAAAAGUGCAGACAGAAUUUUGUCCCAAUAUAAGUCAAUGAAAAAGAAGAAUUGGUGAUCAACAUGGCAUAACAAAUUAACAUCUGAGGCGUGCUCUUACACAAAGAUUAGCUUGUUUUUUUACAGAUAGUAACUGGGAAGCCUGUACGCACAACAUCAAUCUGUGUGCUUAAAUCAGGUCGCGUUCCCUUUAAAAAUGUAUAAAGGCAAGUUUUAGGAGUUCAAAUAAAACUUUUAGCUGCCACAGUUUUCCAAAGUUUUACUCCAGUGCAAAAAAAAAAAAAGUGAAAUCAAAAAGAGGCAAUACGUGAUUACCAGCGUCCCUGAUUUCCUUUUCUUGAUUAAAAACAAACAAGUUGUCCAACUCCGGUUUUACUCCAUUGAUUUGAUUCAAAAGGCUCCUCCAGGCUUGGGUCACGUUUCUUGUGCUGAGCCCACCCCACCUGAUCCCCCCCCUCCCUCCACCCAACACCACCACUACCUUCCAAAAAAAAACAAAAAAAAACGCCCCCCUCGGGUCUCCGUUUACAGCACCUUCCACGGGAUCCUCUCCGCCAGCAACGUCUAUUAUCUGCCGACCGAGAAACUCACCUCAUGGGUGUUCUCACUUCUUACCAAGUAUACCUCAGAGCACAGGACACGAGAUCUCACCACCACCAGGAUCAGCCAGCAGAUCAAACUAGCCUUUUGUCACCUCUCUCUUUAUCAGCUCGCUUCUCUAAUACGACCUUCUUCUUAAAUCCCAUUUCUGAGCUUAGUAAGAUGAUUUUUUAUUGGAGCGUGAAAAUUCUUUCAAACUCAUUUUGAAAUUCACCUUUACUCAUCUUAUCUGCUCCGUCAUUUCAGAUCGGGACGUUGACUUGUUGUCUAAAGAACGAGUGCAAACAGAAACACAACCCUGAACUCCUCAUCUCGGCCUGUAGGAACUCAUUUUGAACUUUCACUACACGUCAUGUCUUUACAAUCAGAUGUCGUGCAGUUCAUUUUGUUCACCUAUAAUAAACUAUGAGUGUUGUUUUCACUCAUUCAUACAAGUGCUCCAAUUACCUUCAGCUCUUCAUAUCUCAUUACAGUUUGCACUGGAGCAAAAUCUUGUCCAUUUCAUCAGACGUGUGUGUCUGUUCUUCUACUUUAGGUAGUGUAGAGGGUUCCUAAUCCCAACAGAGAGAACUAUAGUUAUGCCAAAAACAAUUCAAAACAACAACCAUACGUAGUGGAGGAUAAGAUUUUGUGCCAUAGUAAAUGAUAGUAUUUUUUCAUACUUACUAGAGGGCAUAACAAAAUAAAAUAAUAAUAAUGGCUUUGUUUGGCCUUAAUGGA
Messenger RNA from Labrus mixtus (cuckoo wrasse), 6179 nucleotides. RefSeq names its product immunoglobulin superfamily, member 9Bb (gene igsf9bb). The transcript is spliced from 21 exons. Gene Ontology annotation, biological process: cell-cell adhesion. Gene Ontology annotation, molecular function: protein binding. The record is from RefSeq and is a predicted model, not a curated record. Bases 172 to 4575 code for a protein of 1467 amino acids. NCBI's taxonomy places the organism in Eukaryota, Metazoa, Chordata, Actinopteri, Labriformes, Labridae.